CGAGGGGCGGCUCCCGCCCGGCGAAGCGCGAUUGCUCCGGCGGCUGCAGCUGGGCGCAUCAAGGCGGCGGCGGGACUGGGUGACCGGGCUGGGCGGCGGGCAGCGCCCCAUCUCAUGCCGGGCCGCCGCCGCCGCCAGCGUUGCUGCUGCGUCUGCGUCUGCUGCUGAGCCCGGAGCCGGCGGGCGAGGCGACGUGCGGGGCGCGCCCUGGUCUCUGCCUCCCUGCCGCGCGCGCCUCGGCCAGCCCCGCACCCCACGGUGCGCGCGGACGGCGCUCCCCCAAACCCUCCCGCCACCCCCCACCCCCACCCCCCGGCGCCGGCAUGGAGCUGGAGGCCUCGCUGGAGCAGUCGGUGCAGACGCGCAUCUUCAAGAUCAUCGUCAUCGGCGACUCCAACGUGGGCAAGACCUGCCUGACGGUGCGCUUUUGCGGGGGCGCCUUCCCGGCCAGCACUGAGGCCACCAUCGGCGUGGACUUCAGGGAGAAGGCGGUGGAGAUCGAGGGCGAGCACAUCAAGGUGCAGGUAUGGGACACAGCUGGCCAGGAGAGGUUUCGGAAGAGCAUGGUGGAGCAUUACUACCGCAAUGUGCAUGCUGUUGUCUUUGUCUAUGAUGUUACCAAGAUGGCGUCCUUCCUCAACCUAAAGACCUGGAUUGAGGAGUGCAACGGCCACGCCGUCCCUGCACUUGUCCCAAAGGUGCUCGUCGGAAACAAGUGUGACUUGCAAGAUCAAAUCCAGGUGCCGUCCAGUGUGGCCUUGAAGUUUGCCGACGCUCACAAUAUGCUUUUAUUUGAAACCUCGGCCAAGGACCCCAAAGAAAGCCAGAAUGUGGAGUCUAUUUUCAUGUGCCUGGCUUGUCGGCUGAAGGCCCAGAAAUCUCUGCUGUAUCGGGACAUGGAGAGACAGCAAGGGAAGGCCCAGAAAACGCAGCUAUUGCCAGAAGCGAGCGGCAAAAAUUCCUGUCCCUGCUGAACUGCUGAGGUUUCUGUUCCUGAUCAUUUUAAUGAAGAGGGGCAGGCAGUUUUGUGCCUGCACAAACUGAACAGUCCCCUGAUAGUCUCAAUCUAAAAUAAUGCUAAAUUAAUAAAAUUUGUAUGGCUCACAA
Molecule: messenger RNA, 1107 nt
Organism: Sphaerodactylus townsendi
Lineage: Eukaryota; Metazoa; Chordata; Lepidosauria; Squamata; Sphaerodactylidae
Gene: RAB33A
Product: RAB33A, member RAS oncogene family
Exons: 2
Coding region: 324-974 (216 amino acids)
Biological process (GO): Rab protein signal transduction
Cellular component (GO): endosome; Golgi apparatus
Molecular function (GO): GTPase activity; GTP binding
Source: RefSeq, a predicted model, not a curated record